ACAGGCGCCACGAAAGGCAGCCUUUCUGCUGUUGGGAGCCCAGCGGAGGCCGGGGCUGCCUACCUGGGGAGGGGCGCGCCGAGGGCGGUGAUCCAGGCUGCCGGACCCCGCAGCUGAAAGCGCGCGGAGGCGGGGGCUCUGGGUGGAACAAGUCUCAGGAUGUCAGAGACGGCUGUCGACCGGGAAGAGGCGGGCUGAAGCCUGGGCGUGCUCCUCUCUUGACCAGAGGGGUCCUAGUCACCAUGGAGGACCCGCCUCCCGAAGAGACCAUGGAGCAGCUGGAUUCGUCAAGAGAGAGGAGUCCCCGCAGUGCAGGAGGCGACAUCUGCCAUCUGGGGGCCCUGCAGUGCACCCGCUGCCUCAUCACCUUCGCCAAUUCCAAGUUCCAGGAGCGCCACAUGAAGCGGGAACACCCGGCGGACUUCGUGGCCCAGAAGCUGCAGGGGGCCCUCUUCAUCUGCUUCGCCUGCGCCCGCUCCUUCCUCUCCUCCAAGGCCCUGGUCGCCCACCAGCGCAGCCACAGUCCUGCUACCAGGCCCUCCCUGACGGUUGCACCCACCAUUGCCCAGACCACCUUCCCCUGCCCUGAUUGUGGCAAGACCUUUGGGCAGGCCGCUUCUCUGAGGUGGCACCGCCAGGUGCAGGAAGCCCGCUUCCCUCCUGGCCCCUUUGCCUGCACUGAGUGUGGGCAGGACUUUGCCCAGGAAGCUGGGCUGCAUCAACACUACAUCCGGCAUGCCCGUGGGGACCUCUGAGUGCAGCUUCAGCCCUCCCCAGGGCAACGGGGGCUCUGUGGCUGGUGGGACUACCUUUAAUAAUGGGGUGGGCCCUUGGAGGAAUUUGCUGGAAAGGCAAAGGGCUCCCGAUUAAUAGAACCCAGAAUAUGCUCUUUAGAGCUUCAGUCCUUGGAGGACAGAAAGGCCUUCGGGGAAACAGUGAAAUCAGACAAUCUUGAGAUCUUUUGUUAAAUAUAUAUAAGAGGGAAAAUUAUUUUUAUCUCCCUCAUUCCCAAUUAAGUAGUUUGAAAUCACAAGCAGCUGUAGAUUGUGUAAUCACCUUUAAUUCCUCCCAGAUGGAUGCCAUGGGCUGUAGGAGCAAACUGCCCUGGCUUUGUGCCUGACUGGGGGCAGGGAAGGUGAGUGUUGCUGGCCUGUGAAGCCACCAGAUGGGUCGCAGCCCUGGAGCAGGUCCAGCCUUGGGGAUGGCAGCAGAGUUAGGAGCUGUACUGAGUAAUGUGGGGGUUGCGGUUCAAAUCUGUCUUCUCUCCACCCUCUCCCAGCCUUUCCCACCCGAGGGGCCGUGGCAUUGGGUGUCUCUGUCCUCCCACUCCAGAUAACUGACUGCCAUUUAAACAAUUUCAUGUGCCAUUCUGGUCAUGGAUAUUUUGUAUAUGUGUAGGUGAAAUGACAUGAAUAAACUAACAAAAAUAGUAUCUAAAAACAGAAAAGCUCUACAGUAAGAUAGCUAAACAAGGAACUCGGGUUUUUCAGCAGAAAUUCCCAGAGUACAUAAGAAGGGCAUGAGGAGGGGGAUCUCAGGGUGGAGCCCUGUGAGGAAACUGGUUUGGAAUCAAACAGAGAUACCUUCUGUUUCCUGCUGUAUUUGGCCAGCAUUGGGAGAUUUCCCAGUAAGAUCCUAUUUUCAGCUCCUGAGAAGCCCAUCCUUGGCUGAGUGUCACCUGGCCGAUUUAACUCCCUGGCAUUACCUGCCCUGCCCUUAGACACAAUGGUUGAUGCCCUGUAUACAAUAAUCAUAGACUCAUUUAAAUUGAGGGAUGCUUUUAAAGCCCACAGGUGCGAUGGAUGUGGUAGUGACUGAUCGCUGUCUCCCAAUUUUUAGCUAGGCAUAUGAUGGCUACAAAGGCCACAUUUCCCAGAUUCUCUUGCAGCUAGCUGUGGCCAUGUGACUAAGUUCUGGCUAAAUUCCUGGGUAGAGUCCUCCAGCUUCAGAAAGGGACAUGCCUUCUUCCACCUUCUGCCUGGAAUGUGGACAUGGUAUCCACCAUUUUGGACCAUGAGAGCAACAGAUGGGAUGGCAGAGCAACUUCAUGCAGCAUUGCCAUCAUAGCAGCCAGACAACACCCCCUUCCCUACUGUUAUAUGAGAGAAAUAAGCCUCUAUCUUGUUUAAGCUGCCAUUAGCUUGGGUCUCUGUCACAUGCAGCAAAAUUUAUAGCCUGAGGCAGGUGUCUGCAAACUAUGGCCAAAUCCAGCUUACCUCCUGAUUUUGCAAAUAAAGUUUUAUUGG
This is a messenger RNA of Eptesicus fuscus (big brown bat), 2246 nucleotides long. It is a transcript of the gene ZNF576, whose product is annotated as zinc finger protein 576. Bases 243 to 755 code for a protein of 170 amino acids. Gene Ontology annotation, molecular function: DNA-binding transcription factor activity; RNA polymerase II cis-regulatory region sequence-specific DNA binding. The transcript is spliced from 3 exons. The record is from RefSeq and is a predicted model, not a curated record. Lineage: Eukaryota; Metazoa; Chordata; Mammalia; Chiroptera; Vespertilionidae. Gene Ontology annotation, biological process: regulation of transcription by RNA polymerase II.